AUGCAUUGGCAGAAAUACAAUAUCUCCUACUACAAAAUGGUUAAUGUCUUCAGAAAAUUCAAGGAGAAGAUUAUAAGUGAAGAAUUUAACUAUGAUAGAGAAGAAUUGAGAAGGGAGCAUGAAAAGUUGUUUCAGGGUCUUAAUGAGAAGCAAAGAAAAUUUUAUGAUGUUGUGAUUCACUCUGUAUAUAGUAAAACAGGAGGCUUAUACUUUCUAUAUGGAUAUGGUGGGAUAGGAAAAACUUAUGUUUGGAAGUCAAUUAUUACUAGACUUAGAUCUGAGGGGAAAAUAGUACUCGCAGUGGCAUCAUCGGGUAUUGCUGCUCUUCUUUUGCCUAGAGGGAGAACAGCACAUUCAAGAUUCCAGAUUCCAAUUAAAUUGAAAGAAACAUCUACAUGUGGUAUUAAACAAGGAACACCUGAAGCAAAUUUGUUAAAACAAACAGCUUUAAUACUUUGGGAUGAGGCACCAAUGAUGCAUAGACAUGCAUUUGAAGCAGUGGAUAGAACUUUGAAAGAUAUAUUGGGCAAAGAUAAUCCUACGUCGUCAGAGAAACCAUUUGGAGGUUUGACUAUGGUGCUUGGGGGUGAUUUUAGACAAAUUUUACCAGUUAUUCCAGGAGGAAGUAAACAUGAUAUUAUUCAUGCUUCCAUUAGCCGAUCCAAACUUUGGAGAGAAUGCAGAAUAUACAAAUUGACAGAGAAUAUGAGAAUUCAACAAAGUUCAUCAAAUGAGAACGAAAUGAGCACAGCAGAAUUUAGUAGAUGGGUUCUAAAUAUUGGAAAUGGAAGUGCUGAAGAAGAGUGUUGUGAAUUGCAAAAUAUAGAUGGAACUAUUGAUAUUCCACGCGAAUUUAUCCUUCAUCCAACUAAAAAUCCAGUUGAGGAUAUUAUUUCAUCUACCUACCCAAACAUAGAUGAAAACUUUCAAAACCCCACAAAUCUAGAAGAAAGAGCAAUAUUAACACCAAGGAAUGAAACUAUAGACAUUGUGAAUAAUACAAUCUUGGAAAAAAUUGAGGGACAAAUUUUAGUAUAUCUUAGUUCUGAUUCCCUUUGCCCAACAUCUCAUAAUAUGCAAGAAAAUGAGAUCAACUUUCCAACGGAGUACUUGAAUUCACCAAAAUUUCCAGGAAUACUAAACCACGAGAUAAAACUUAAAGUCGGGACAUCUGUCAUGCUUCUACGUAACUUGAGUCCAACUGAAGGGUUAUGCAACGGGACGCGGUUGAUCGUCACCCAAUUGCUAAAAUGGGUGAUUGAGGCCAAAAUUAUAAGUGGAAGCAACAUUGGAUCAAAACAUUUUAUCUCAAGAACCGUAACAACAAAUACGGAUUCAAAGUCGACAUUUCGCAUGAAAAGAAGACAAUUACCUAUUAGACUAUGUUAUGCAAUGACCAUAAAUAAAAGCCAGGGUCAAACACUACAACAUAUUGGUCUGUAUCUACCAAAACCCGUUUUCACACAUGGUCAACUAUAUGUUGCUAUUUCGAGAGUGACAUCACCAAAAGGUCUAAAAAUUCUCAUUAAAAAUAGUGAAAUGAACACUGAAAGUAUAACAGAGAAUGUAGUGUAUGGAGAAAUAUUCAACAACUUGUUUAAGUGGGAUGUUGAAUAUAAAUAUUUAAUGAAAUUAUAUGUGCAGGUGAAGGACAAGAAGGAUGGUAUGACACAAGUUCAAGUACUACAAGAAGACAACGACAAUAUCCCUAGGUACAAGUUCAACUAUAAACCAUUCAAUGAGCUUUAUAGAAUGAAAGGAAACAAGACUUAUUUGGCAGAUAUAAUUGGGUAUGUGAAAGAUAUAUAUCCCUUGGAGCAAACUAAACAUAGAAUGCACGGUUACUUUAUGGAACCAAAUUGCUACAAAUCUAGAGAGCGCACUGAUAGAACAAGAUCCAAACAACAUGGUUAUGGUGGCAAUAAUUCUGUGUCAUCAAGCACGACGGCCAAAAUCUACGUGAACAUACCUGAACAAAUAGUACUGGAAUUAUCUCAGAGGUACAUGGAGUCAGAAACACAGAUGCAGCUAAUAGAUACAUCAAUUAAUUACAAAUCAAAGCAGAAAUUUCUUAAAACACCAUCUGCAUCUUUGAGCAAUCUUAUUUUAUUCAAUGAUCCAGAAACUGCGGAGGAAUAUUUCUUUAUAUGCAAUGUGAGAAUCAAUACUAUAAUGGACAACCAAAAAUGGUGUUAUCGCGGAUGUCUGUUUGUGGAAAAUUUGAUGUAA
Molecule: messenger RNA, 2229 nt
Organism: Asparagus officinalis (garden asparagus)
Lineage: Eukaryota; Viridiplantae; Streptophyta; Magnoliopsida; Asparagales; Asparagaceae
Product: ATP-dependent DNA helicase pif1-like
Exons: 9
Coding region: 1-2229 (742 amino acids)
Biological process (GO): telomere maintenance; DNA repair
Molecular function (GO): DNA helicase activity
Source: RefSeq, a predicted model, not a curated record